Messenger RNA from Nezara viridula (southern green stink bug), 291 nucleotides. NCBI's taxonomy places the organism in Eukaryota, Metazoa, Arthropoda, Insecta, Hemiptera, Pentatomidae. The record is from the annotation of a GenBank genome assembly.
AUGUCGCUCUAUGUUAAGUCGGAUCCGGUAAAGUACGUCGGACAUGCAGAACGCCCUUAUUAGGGCGUGGUGUCGUAUUCGAUGCCGCAGGGAGAACGCUCCUCGGAAGAAGACUCCCCAGACCUCCGUGACAACAGUUACGACGGCAGCGAAGAAGGCGGCUGGUUGUCCGGAGGUCUGGGGCAGCUAAUAGACGGCCAUCUCGGUCAGGACAACUUCAAUGCAGAUGUUUUCGGGCACGGCAAAGGUAAGGAAGCUCCAGUGAAUAUUUCAUCUAAUUAUUACUUAUAA